This is a messenger RNA of Centropristis striata (black sea bass), 3261 nucleotides long. Its product is annotated as scavenger receptor cysteine-rich type 1 protein M130-like. The coding region runs from base 19 to 1797 and encodes 592 amino acids. NCBI's taxonomy places the organism in Eukaryota, Metazoa, Chordata, Actinopteri, Perciformes, Serranidae. Gene Ontology annotation, cellular component: membrane. The transcript is spliced from 9 exons. The record is from RefSeq and is a predicted model, not a curated record.
UGUGCAGGAACACUGGAGAUGAAGCAUCAGAGAGAGUGGAGACCAGUAGAGGGCCCUUACUGGACCCUGAUAGAAGCAGGUUCUGUCUGUAGAAAGCUAAACUGUGGCUCUGCUGUUUCUGUAGAAUCAACAGAGACAUCAUCAGUGAGAUCUAUGUGGAAGAUCACUCCGUAUUGUAUUUAUAGAAACAUUGAGAUGAUUUGUGCAACAUCAUCGAUUUCUAACUCUAGCCUGGACCUCACUUGCUCAGACUCUGUCAGGCUGGUGAAUGGGAGCAGGAGCAGUCUGUGCUCAGGCAGACUGGUGGUGAAGUCUAAUCAGUCCAACCAUCAGUGGUCUUCAGUGUGUGAAGCUAACUUUGACCGGCAGGAUGCAGAGGUGGUCUGUAGGGAGCUUGGCUGUGGGGCUCCUUCAGUCCUCCAGGGGGCGCUCUAUGGAGAAGGGGAGGCUCCAAUGUUAACCAGAGAGUUCCAGUGUGGAGGAAAUGAGUCCUCUCUCCUAGACUGUAGAAGCUCAGACUCAGCUGCAAGGUCCUGCUCAUCUGGCAAAGCUGUUGGCCUCACCUGCUCAGCACCUGUCAGGUUGGUGGGAGGAAAAAGCCGCUGUGCAGGACGGGGAAAAGGGCACCCAGAAAGAUCUGUGUGGGUGAUUGAGCCUGAAUGUGUUCAGUCCGGAUCUGCUGUGAGGGAGUGUGUAAUGUCAAAUUCCUCUCUACUCUUCGUACAUCUCACCUGUUCAGACUCUGUCAGGCUGGAGAAUGGGAGCAGUCUGUGCUCAGGCAGACUGGUGGUGAAGUCUAAUCAGUCCAACCAUCAGUGGUCCUCAGUGUGUGAAGAUGACUUUGACCGGCAGGAUGCAGAGGUGGUCUGUAGGGAGCUUGGCUGUGGGGCUCCUUCAGUCCUCCAGGGGGCGCUCUAUGGAGAAGGGGAGGCUCCAAUGUUAACCAGAGAGUUCCAGUGUGGAGGAAAUGAGUCCUCUCUCCUAGACUGUAGAAGCUCAGACUCAGCUGCAAGGUCCUGCUCACCUGGCAAAGCUGUUGGCCUCACCUGCUCAGAACCUGUCAGGUUGGUGGGAGGAAUAAGCCGCUGUGCAGGUUACCUGGAGGUAAAACAGGGAGACUGGAAAGGAGUAAGUGAAUUUCGCUGGACCUUGAAGGAAGCAGAUGUUACCUGUAGAGAACUAGACUGUGGCUCUGCUCUGUAUAUAGGACAAGAGCGUGCCCAAUACAGCAUAAUGCAAUCCUAUGCUGACUGUGUUCAGUUUGCGGCUGUCUGGAGGAAUUGCAUAACAAAAAAUCCCACUCCUUUCAAUCUGAAUCUCACCUGCUCAGAUUUGCUGCUUCAGCCCAAAAUCUCUGUGUCCUCCUUCAUGGAUGGGGACUCUGAGGCCCAGCAGCAGGUGUUUCGAGUGGUAAAGGGCUCCACCUUCACCAUCAGCUGCUCCAUCCAGCCCCAGUACCCAGGAGGCUCCUUCCAGCUCACCUUCACCUCUUCCGACUCAGCACACAACUACACUCAGCCAGCUGUCAACCACUCUGCCAAUUUCCUGUUUCCUGUUGUAAAGCCCGCCCACCAAGGAAACUACAGCUGUGUUUAUCACCUCUAUGUUUUUUCUCAUAACUUCUCCUCUGACAGCCGUCUGCUCUUUGUUAAUGUCUUAGAUCCAACACCUCUUAUCAUCAGAGCGGUUGUCCUGCCAUUGACUCUGCUGCUGGUGAACACUGGCAUGUACUUCUACUGUAAGGCCAGUAGGGGGCAGAAGCCACGCAUACAGAAGAACACUGAGCUGGAUAAUUAGAAGCCUGUUUCAGCAGCUGAAAGGCCGACUGAAGAGAAAGGAGCUAUUAUGUGUGCAUUUUCUUACUCUCAUCGUCAAGAGACUGAAGCAGAAUGUGUCUUUUCAUACUUUGUGUGUUGUGUAAAAACAGUAUAGUGGGUAGUGAUGUUCCAAUGAAGCUUCAUGAACCAUUUUCUUUAUUUUAUGAGUCCACUAGAUGGAGCUCUCUGUUCAACAAGAGCUGAAAUCACACUCAAUUACCAUAGCUUGAGCCCUUUUCUUUAAAUUAAGAGCACUAUCUAGUGGUCUCAUAAAAUAAAGAAAAUGGUUCAUGAGGCUUCAUUGACACAUCACUAAUAGUGGGGUCCAAUCAGCGGACGCAACUGAAAACCAAAGACACUCUGACCAAGGAUGACUGGGAACAACUUUGAUCAAAUAAAUCAAGAUGUUAAAUGAAAUAAGCUUGAAACAUUGUGAUACAUCUUUAGUAUUACAAUGCUCGACGUGAAAAUAAAAAAAUUGACAAUUUAAUCCUGGGAUAACAGGAGGAACAUUGUAGUUGCAGAUCUGGAGCACAUCUAGUGAGAUGUUGAGAAUCUCCUUCAAAAAAUGAAUCAGAAAUUUGAGAAAUUGUAUCAGAAAUAUAUGACCGGCGAAAUAGGACCUUUGUGCUAGUUGGUACCUUGCAUUAAGUUAAAAAAUAAUAAUGGCAAAAAAAAAAAAAAUUGAGUUCUAAUCCUAUUUGUUGUGUUGAAAGAUUUAAAUUAGAAUUUAGGUUAUUUUUCUGGUUAAGGAAUAUUGAUAUUGUCUUAUUUUUUAUAAUGAAGGAAUGUGUUUGUUUCAUUAAAAAUAUAUAAUUUUGUAUUUAAGAAUAAUUUCAGUUAUUAUAAAGGAUUUUUGAAUUUCAUAAUAAGUUUGCUUAUUUGUAUUAAGAACUUUGGUUAAUAUGGUAAUUGAGGAAUAAACCUAUUUUGUAGGAAUUUAGUUUCAUUUUUUAUGAGCAAUUGUGUUUAUAUCUUAUUAUAAAGGACUUUGUUAAAUUUUCUUAAGAUGUUAUUUCAUAAGACGUUUACUUAAUUCUCUUCUUCAGGAUUUUUCUUAUUUUGUAACAGUUUGGCUUAUUUUUCUGUAUUUCAGGACAUUAUUUAAUUUUAUGUAAUUAUGCAAUGGAUUGAUAUUAUGUAAAAAGUAAUUGUUUUCAUUUGAUAAGAAAUGUACUUGGUUUCAUAAUUAAGUAAGCAUAUUAUUUCAUAAUAAGAAUUUUGUUUAGGUUUGAUAUUAAGAUUGUUUUCAGUUUCAAAGGGUCUUUGUUCAUAUUCAUAUUUGUGAGCAUUUUUCUUUAAACCAAUAAUAAUAAAGAAGCCUCAAGGUUCAUGAGGCUUUAUUGGCACAUCACACAGUGUGAUACAACAUAUCCAAACAAAUACUCUUAAUAGAGAUGAGAGAUGAAAUGAUCAAGAUCACUGUAAUAAAUGUGUUACUAUU